Molecule: messenger RNA, 2502 nt
Organism: Phyllostomus hastatus (greater spear-nosed bat)
Lineage: Eukaryota; Metazoa; Chordata; Mammalia; Chiroptera; Phyllostomidae
Gene: SYTL4
Product: synaptotagmin like 4
Exons: 18
Coding region: 271-2301 (676 amino acids)
Biological process (GO): intracellular protein transport; exocytosis
Cellular component (GO): exocytic vesicle; plasma membrane
Molecular function (GO): phospholipid binding; neurexin family protein binding; small GTPase binding
Source: RefSeq, a predicted model, not a curated record
CGGAAGGGUGAGAAGGGCCAGCGGCCUGAGCGAAGUUGCAGUGUUCCUGAGCCCUACACCGUGUACUGAAACCUAUACUGGGACUUCUCGCCCUCUUGCGGCACCUGUUGCAGGUGACAGCUUUGGUGCUGUUUAGGAAAAGAACUUUGGCAGAGAAGAGGAUACACUUUCCAUCCUUCACCCCACCAACUUCAUGGGGAUCUUGCAACUCUGGUAGCUCUCCUUGUCUGAUUGUUUUGAAGAAAGAAGAGUAGAAGAAAAAAAUAAGUCAUGUCGGAGAUUCUUGACCUCUCUUUUCUGUCUGAGAUGGAAAGGGAUUUGAUCCUCAGUGUUCUACAACGAGAUGAGGAGCUCCGGAAAGCAGAUGAGAAAAGGAUUAGGCGAUUGAAGAAUGAGUUACUGGAGGUAAAAAGGAAGGGGGCCAAGAGGGGCAGCCAACACUAUAGUGAUCGGACCUGUGCUCGGUGCCAGGAGAACCUGGGCCGUUGGACUCCUAAGACCAACACUUGUCAGGGUUGUAAUCACCUGGUGUGCCGGGACUGCUGUAUCCAUGAAAGCAAUGGUACCUGGAAGUGCAAGGUGUGCACCAAGGAAAUAGAGCUGAAGAAGGCAACUGGAGACUGGUUUUAUGAGCAGAAAGUGAAUCGCUUUGCUUACCACACAGGCAGUGAGAUAAUCAGGUUGUCCCUGCGCCGCAAACCUGCAGUGAAUAAAAGGGAGACUGUGGGACAGUCCCUCCUUCAGCAGUCACAGAUGGGUGAUCUCUGGUCAGGAAGAAAAAUCAUUCAGCCGCAACAGAAGGAACACAGUGUGCCAUUUGAAGUGCCCAAGCUGAAAAGUGGAAAGAGUGCACUGGAUGCUGAGAGUGAGAGUCUGGAUAGCUACACGGCUGACUCAGAUAGCACAUCCAGGAGAGACUCUCUGGAUAAAUCUGGCCUUUUUCCAGAAUGGAAGAAGAUGUCUGAUCCCAAAUCUCAAGUAGAAAAGGAAACUCAGCCUGGGGUUCGAAAUGUGAUAUCUGUCAAUGAGUGUGAAAUGAUAUUCAAGAAGAAUGCCAGAAAAAUCCUCCGGCCUUCAGAAUAUACUAAAUCUGUGAUUGAUCUUCGCCCUGAAGAUGUGGGGCAUGAAAGUGGCUCCUUGGGAGACAGAAGCCAAUCUGUCCCUGGCCUCAGUAUGGAUAUGCUUGAGGAAGAGGAAGAAGAAGAGGAAGAAGAAGAAGACAUUGACCACCUGGUGAAGUUGCAUCGCCAGAAACUAGCCAGAAGCAGCCUGCAAAGUGGCUCCUCCAUGAGUACAAUAGGCAGCACGAUGAGCAUCUAUAGUGCAGCUGGCGAUUUUGGGAACAUCUCUGUGACUGGCAAGAUUGUCUUUUCCCUGAAGUAUGAGCAACAAACACAGACUCUGAUCAUCCAUGUGAAGGAGUGCCACCAGCUGGCUUAUGCCGAUGAAGCCAAGAAGCGCUCUAAUCCAUAUGUGAAGACCUAUCUGCUGCCUGACAAGUCCCGGCAAGGAAAAAGAAAAACCAGCAUCAAGCGGAACACUGUCAAUCCACUAUAUGAUGAGAUCUUCAGAUAUGAGAUCCCUGAAUCUCUCCUGGCCCAGAGAACAUUGCAGUUCUCAGUUUGGCAUCAUGGUCGUUUUGGUAGAAAUACUUUUCUUGGAGAAGCAGAUGUCCAGAUGGAUUCCUGGAAGCUUGACAAGAAACUGGAUCAUUGCCUCCCUUUGCAUGGAAAGAUCAGUGCUGAGUCCACGACUGGCUUGCCAUCACACAGAGGCGAGUUGGUGGUUUCACUGAAGUACAUCCCAGCCUCUAAGCUCCCUGUUGGAGGUGACCAGAAAAAGAGUAAAGGUGGGGAAGGGGGAGAGCUCCAAGUAUGGAUCAAAGAAGCCAAGAACCUGAUGGCUGCCAAAUCAGGAGGGACUUCAGACAGCUUUGUCAAGGGAUACCUCCUUCCCAUGAAGAACAAGGGCAGUAAACGUAAAACUCCUGUGAUGAAGAAGACCCUGAAUCCCCACUACAACCAUACAUUUGUCUACAGUGGCGUAAGGCUGGAUGAUCUACAACACAUGUGCCUGGAAUUGACUGUGUGGGACCGGGAGCCCCUAGCCAGCAAUGACUUCCUGGGAGGGGUCAGGCUGAGUGUUGGCACUGGUAUCAGUAAUGGGGAAGUGGUGGACUGGAUGGAUUCAACUGGGGAAGAAGUGAGCCUGUGGCAGAAGAUGCGACAGUACCCAGGGUCUUGGGCAGAAGGGACACUGCAGCUCCGUUCCACAAUGGCCAGGCAGAAACUGGGCUUAUGAGUCCCUGCCUUUCUCUUUAGGCACAGCCCUGCCCAGGGCAAGUCAGAAGAGGUGAAGAGACAAAGAAUAAAGAUUUAAUAUGUAUGUGUUAUGUCUGUGUGUAUAUAAACAUGUAUUUCUACAAAUCUCAUUAUGCUAGAGUGAUGCAGAUUGUUCCCCUUUUGAAAGCAAGCUCAAGAAUAAAGGUCUCUUCAAAAUGCU